AUGAGCAGCCUCAACCACAGCACCACCUCCAUACAAUACAAAAAGUCCCCUCAGCUCAGGCCUCACAAUGGACUGCCUAAAUUGCCUAAACUCACAAAAGUUUUGUCCGAUAAAAACGAUCGGCGAUUGGGGCCCAGUCCCACGAACCAUAGCUCACUAAUGUCCAACCAGGUCACCGAUUACUUGAAAAAGAAAGGAUUCACCAAAACCGAGGCUGUAUUUCGGCAAGAAACAUCCUAUCUGGGCCCUGAUGGGAGACCGGCCCAGCGAAACGAUGACCCAGGCCCGAAGAAGUAUCUAAAAUCGUUUGCAUUGCUGAGGAACUGGAUUGAGAACAAUCUCGAUAUUUACAAGUUUGAACUCAGAAAGCUCCUCUGGCCCGUUUUUGUUUACUCCUACCUGGAGCUCGUCGGCCAGGGCUAUGCCGAUGAUGCGAAACAUUUGCUGGAUACGCUGCGACCGCAGUUUGAUGCGGUUCACCAGGAUGCCCUGGCGUUGCUGGCAACAGUCACGCUGCCCCAGCACGUCGAGGAGAACCAGACCACCCGGCUUUACCGGGAGAACAAGUACCGAAUCCCGCUGAACCAGUCGCUUUCUGGCAAUCUCUUCCACUUCCUCGAACGGGAGUCGGACGAAGGCGGGGCCACCAUUACCUACAUUCUCCAGACCUAUUGCAGCGUUGAGACGAGCGCGCGGGGCCCAAUCGAGCCUUACAGCUUUGAGGCCAUCUAUCGUCGCGCCCAGAAUCUCGAUCUGGACGAGGUGGACGCACAAGAGGGCAUUCCAGGCGUUUUCACGGGAGUGUCGAACCGUGACGUUCUUGAUACGAGUGCUAAGCUCAAGCUUGGACCGAUGCCGAUGGAGCUGGAUUUGAGAGACGAUGUUAGGGCCGAACUCGAGGACGAAGACCAGCGGAACCCACCGGCCGACGGCCGGCCAUCCUUGGUCGAAGAGUUUGACAAGCGCAUCAAGCGCGAGGAAAGCGCCGACGCGCCUUCACGAGCGGACCUACCACUUCCCCCGUCACGGGCUCGGGACGUAGUGAUGGAGAUGCAAAAGGUGCGCGAGAAUCGCGAUAGAUUCCAGAUUGAGGGUCGCACAGGCGGUGUUGGCGUUCCAGUAUCUUCUUGCAUGUUCACUUUCCACAAUACGCUCGGAAGCGUGUCAUGCAUGGAUUUCUCCAACGAUCACCAGCUCGUCGCUGCUGGUACGAUGGAUUCCUAUAUCCGCGUGUGGUCUCUCGAUGGCAAGCCGCUCCCGACCUCUGUCGAGAACGAGAAGGACCUCAAGGUCAACAACCGGAAGCUCAUCGGGCACUCGGGCCCGGUAUACGGGGUGGCAUUCUCGGACUCCAUCGCCAACCUAAGCCGCAACAUCUAUGGCGAAGGUGAAGACAAGAAACCCGACACUAGCACGAAGCUGUUGUUGUCUUGUUCGGCCGACGGCCAAAUCCGACUCUGGUCUUUGGAUGUGUGGGCGUGCCUAUGCAUUUACAAGUCGCACUACGGACCAGUCUUUCGUGUUCUCUGGAGUCCCCACGGACACUACUUCGCUACGGCAGGAUGGGACAAGACCGUCCGUGUCUUUUCCCAAGACCAUGCCUCAGCGCAACGUCUCAUGGUCGGUCAUGACACCAGCAUCUCGGCCUUGGCUUGGCAUCCCAACGGCACCUACAUAUUCUCCGCUUCGGACGAGAUGGAUAAGUCGAUCCGCAUGUGGUCCAUCACCACGGGGAACUGCGUUCGCGUGUUCACCGGUCACGCCCACUACAUCAGCGCUCUCGAGUGUGCCCACAACGGCAAGAUACUGGCGAGCGCCGACGCAGGAGGAAACAUCAUCCUCUGGGACAUCGACAAAGGCACGCGCAUCAAGCGAUGCCGUGGACACGGUAAAGGCGGAAUUCCGUCUCUCAGCUUCAGUGUCGAAUCGAACGUCCUCGUAUCCGGCGGCCUGGAUGGUACCGUCCGUGUCUGGGAUGUCGAACUACCCGCAGAUCCCAAUAAGGCCAACCCCCUCACGGCCGGUGUUAUCCAGCCGGUCCCGCAAGUGGACGGCGCAGUGGCCGGCGACAGCAUUGCCGUCGGCGGCCCUUCGGACAGCCGCAGUAUCACGGUAGGCGGCCAGACAGCGCCUGCGCCUGGCGCGAGCGCAUCCGGGGGCGGCGUCGGAGCUGGCGGUGGUGGUGGCGGGAAAAAGAAAGGGAAGGAGGUCCAGAUCACACCGGACCAGAUCAGCGCCUUCGCGACUAAGAAGACGCCGGUUAUGAAGGUCCAAUUCACACGCAUGAACUUGAUCGUGGCGGGCGGCUGCUAUGAUUCUGAGCGGUAG
Messenger RNA from Chaetomium globosum CBS 148.51, 2328 nucleotides. RefSeq lists its product as uncharacterized. The transcript has 4 exons. Gene Ontology annotation, cellular component: transcription factor TFIID complex. Gene Ontology annotation, molecular function: protein binding; RNA polymerase II general transcription initiation factor activity. Bases 1 to 2328 code for a protein of 775 amino acids. NCBI's taxonomy places the organism in Eukaryota, Fungi, Ascomycota, Sordariomycetes, Sordariales, Chaetomiaceae. Gene Ontology annotation, biological process: transcription initiation at RNA polymerase II promoter. The record is from RefSeq and is a predicted model, not a curated record.